ACUUCUUAUCUCACAGAGGAAGGGGGUUGUGACAGUUCAAGCAAAUCUUAUUGGUGAAGGAGUUUCUAUGUGACUUUUUCUAAAUAGCCAUUUCCUUACUUAACCAUACCAUUACGUGUGAAAGUAGACUGAACAUCAACCUCUCUCAGGAAGGAAAGACUGCAGGGGAGAAAAUCUUACUAUUUUAAAAUACUUGUGGUAAAAUUCUGCUUCCAUCUUAAGAAGAAAAAGUUGGUACAACAUAAUGUUGUGCUUUUUAGAUUGGUAUUUACCUGUACUGUGAAAAGUUAACUUCUUUGGUGAGAUGUAUUUCUCAGAAAAGAUUGAUAUUGAAGAUGACAUAAACAAGAAUGCACUCAUUGCACAUGAAGGAAUCCCUUCUGGUAUCUUGUCUCAGACUAUGAAUUACGUGGGACAGCUUGCAGGACAAGUUCUAGUUACUGUGAAAGAGCUAUAUAAAGGCAUUAACCAGGCCACUCUUUCAGGAUGCAUCGAUGUAAUUGUGGUUCGGCAGCAGGAUGGUACAUACCAGUGUUCUCCUUUCCAUGUCCGAUUUGGGAAGCUUGGUGUUCUGCGUUCUAAGGAAAAAGUGAUUGAUAUAGAAAUUAAUGGAGACACAGUUGAUCUUCAUAUGAAGCUGGGUGACAAUGGAGAAGCUUUCUUUGUACAGGAAACUGAAGAAGAAUAUGAAAAAGUUCCUGCAUAUCUGGCAACCUCCCCAAUAAUCACUGAGGAUCAGUUCUUUAAAGAGUUUGAAGAUCUCCUGCUGAAGUCAGGUGAAAAUGAAAGGACAUGUCAGAGCUCUGAAGUUACACACGUCAUGGAAUCAGAGACUCUGUUCACCUCAGGGUCUGUGAAGAAGAAAAAGCGAAGAAGAAAGAAAUACAAACAAGAUAGCAAGAAGGAAGAUCAAAUCUCCUCUUCUGGGGUUGAAGAGAUUUUUGAAAUAGAAAUAAGCUCUGAUGACGAGAGGGGUGUUCAACAUCUGAGAGGAUCCUCAAAUUCUUCACCAAAGAGUGAAGAGCAGAAAGAGCCUUUGAUUUAUCACUCCAAAGAUCAUUACCCUUUAUCUGAUGGAGACUGGUCCCCUUUGGAGAACCCUUUCUCAGACCCAGUCUGUCCUAAAAGUGAUUCAGAGCUAGAAGUGAAACCUGCAGAGAGCUUGCUUAGAGCUGAAUCUCAUAUGGAGUGGACAUGGGGAGGAUUCCCAGAAUCUACUAAGAUAAGCAAGAAGGAAAAAUUGGAGCAUCCUAGAACAGCUACCAUUACCCCAUCAGAAAAGACUCAUUUUAGGGUCAUUCUCAGCUCUGAUGAAGUUGAAGAUGAUUUUUUGGUGAAAGAUUCUGUCUGUACGGUACUGAAACCUGAGCCAAGAACUCAUCCCCUGUUUAAGCAAAUAGAGGUUAAAGAUUCUCUUGCGUCUGCAGUCAUAGAACCUCUGCUGGAGAUCCCUCAAGAAUCAUCUACAUUAGAUGCUGAUCAUCUCCCCAGCCCAUUAGCAGAUAGUCCUUCAGAAGCAAAACCACCAGCAAAAAUUGACUCUCCUUCAAAAAAGAGAGGGGUGCACAAGCGAAGCCAACACCAGGGGCCUCAUGAUAUUUACUUGGAUGACUUGAAGGCUUUGGAACCUGAAGUUGCCGCACUCUACUUUCCCAAAAGUGAUUCUGAUCCAAGUUCCAGACAGUGGACUGAGUCGGAUACCCUCUCUGGUUCCCAGUCACCACAGUCCGUGGGAAGUGCUGCUGCUGACAGUGGCACAGAGUGCAUGUCUGAUUCUGCUAUGGACUUGCCUGAUGUCACGCUUUCUGUCUGUGGAGGUCUAAGUGAAAAUGGAGAGAUCUCUAAAGAAAAAUUCAUGGAACAUAUUAUUACUUACAAUGAAUUUGCCGAAAAUCCAGGACUCAUAGACAAUCCUAAUCUAGUGAUAAGGAUUUACAACAGGUACUAUAACUGGGCAUUGGCUGCACCCAUGAUUCUCAGCUUGCAGGUGUUCCAGAAAAGUUUGCCUAAGGCUACAGUAGAGUCUUGGGUUAAAGACAAGAUGCCCAAGAAAUCUGGAAGAUGGUGGUUCUGGCGCAAGAGGGACAGCAUGGCUAAACAACCACCAGAGGCAAAGGAGGGGAAGUCUGAGGCACAAAGAACAAAUGACCUGCCAGCAACUACAAAAGAACAAGUUAAUAGCAGGCCGACAGAAGAUGAUUCUUCUAGUGAUGAAGAGUCACAAGAGCUGAAAGAAUCCCUAAAAAUAGAUUCUCUCCCAGUGGAACAUCCAAACCAUGGGAACACUAUCUCUUAUAAGAAGUCACUUAGACUGUCUUCAGACCAAAUAGCAAAAUUGAAGCUCAAAGAUGGUCCAAAUGAUGUUGUGUUCAGUAUUACAACCCAAUAUCAAGGUACUUGCCGCUGCGCAGGAACAAUAUACCUCUGGAAUUGGAACGACAAAAUCAUCAUCUCUGAUAUUGACGGAACAAUAACAAAGUCUGAUGCCUUAGGACAAAUUCUCCCACAGCUUGGCAAGGACUGGACCCAUCAAGGCAUUGCAAAACUCUACCAUUCCAUCAAUGAGAAUGGCUACAAGUUUCUGUAUUGCUCUGCUCGUGCCAUUGGAAUGGCAGAUAUGACAAGAGGGUACUUACAUUGGGUGAAUGACAAAGGAACAAUCCUACCCAGGGGCCCCCUGUUGUUGUCCCCCAGCAGCUUGUUCUCGGCCUUUCAUAGGGAAGUGAUAGAAAAGAAGCCUGAAAAGUUCAAAAUCGAGUGUUUGAAUGAUAUCAAGAACUUGUUUGUGCCGAAUAAACAGCCUUUCUAUGCUGCUUUUGGAAACAGGCCCAAUGAUGUAUUCGCCUACACGAAAGUGGGAGUCCCAGACUGCAGAAUAUUUACAGUGAACCCAAAGGGUGAACUGAUCCAGGAACAGACAAAGGGAAACAAGUCCUCGUAUUUCAGGCUAAGUGAGCUUGUGGAACAUGUGUUCCCACUGCUCAAUAAAGAACAGAGUUCUGCUUUUCUGUGCCCGGAAUUCAGUUCCUUCUGCUAUUGGCGACAACCAUUUCCUGAAGUGAACAUGGAAGACCUAGCCUGAACAGCUCUGCUCACCUGGAGAUGGGAUUUCAUAUCCAGUCAUUCAACUUCAGUUUAAAUGUGAAGAGAGAACUUCUUUUCUGGAGAUGCUAAUUUAUACAUUGGUACCAUGAGUAUUACUUAAGACAAUACUUUAAGUCUAUGGGUUUGGCACAAACAAACAGAAUGCAAAGUUUCUGUAUCUCUGACUUUGCUUGACUUUUUAAGGCAUUUGCAAUCCGCCUAUGUGAUAGCAGCGGUACUGAGACACUAGAUGGUAACACAAAGGUGGAGUUUUUGCUGCAUCUUUGCCUUUCCAUAGAUACAAAACUUACCUUAAAUAUAGACCUUUUUGUAUAUUAGUCUCCUUAAUAUUUUUUUAAAAAAGAAGCCAAAAAGUGCAUGGAAGCUGCCAAAUAGACUAUCAGCCAUGUUAUAGCAGUUAUAGACUAAUUUUCAAAUUGGUAAUUAGGCCAUUUUAAAAAGGAGUAACUGUCUGAAACAAGUAUGGCUCCAUUUCUCAUAAACAAAAUAUAGAAAAUGUCUUAAACAUUAACCACCUGACAGAAACUGAAGCUAUAAAGUUCCUCCUUAAAUGUAAAUAGUAUUGUCACAUGUACAGUCUAGUGUAUAUUAAAGGUAGAGGCUGUGCUUGUGCAGCAAGGUGCCACUCAUGUUAACUCUGCCUCUUACAUUUUUCUAAACAUACAGUGAUUUGACCAUUUUAUGAGCUUAUUGCUUAUUUUAGAUCCAAAGCUGUCUUGAGAAGUUUCAGUAUGCCUUUUGAUUCUUGAAUGACUUUUGUUAUUCCCAAGCUGCAACCUUCCAUGUCAAUUUUCAAUCCAGAGAAAGUUGAGGAAAAAGCUUUACUGUAAUAGCUGAGAAGUUGGCAUUUCUUUACAGUAUUGAAAUGCAUAUAUGUGUGCACAGUGUGUAGGCCAGUAAAAAGCAUGUACAGAUUAUAUUCAGGGAGUUGUCAUUGAAGAAAAUUAUGUAUUUAAUUUUUUUAAUUGAAUCUACUGCAGGCCUUUCCAGAAUUCUGUGUUAAGGGUUUUCAGUUGUUGAAGCAAGUACUGUGCAGCAGUGAGCCCCCACGUGUAAGGUUUGUGUUCUGAAUGUUGUAUAGCAGAG
Terrapene triunguis (Three-toed box turtle) is the source of this 4191-nucleotide messenger RNA. It is a transcript of the gene LPIN2, whose product is annotated as lipin 2. Bases 305 to 3082 code for a protein of 925 amino acids. NCBI's taxonomy places the organism in Eukaryota, Metazoa, Chordata, Testudines, Emydidae. Gene Ontology annotation, molecular function: phosphatidate phosphatase activity; transcription coactivator activity. Gene Ontology annotation, biological process: triglyceride biosynthetic process; cellular response to insulin stimulus; positive regulation of transcription by RNA polymerase II. The transcript is spliced from 20 exons. Gene Ontology annotation, cellular component: nucleus; cytosol; endoplasmic reticulum membrane. The record is from RefSeq and is a predicted model, not a curated record.